AUGCCCCAAAACCGUACCUCUACAUCAAAAGGACUUUCAUCCUCUAUGUUCACUUCAUGGGUAUCCGGAGAAACCACGACGUUAGGAAACAUUACGACUUCGUGGUAUUCGCCGACAAUCGAUCCCAACUGGAUGCCCACGGUGACCACCUAUACGGCAAACACUACCUGGUCCAGCUUGAUGGCGGAGAGAACCCAAUAUUGCUGGUUCACUGGCGACGAGGAUUCGGAUUAUGAUGGUGAUGUGUUCAUUCCAGAGGAUGACCUCUCUGAGGAGUGUUAUUCGCUUUACGAAUCCUAUUGCGAUAUCGGGCCCGAAGACCCCAUUCCACAAUCUCCCAAGUCUACCAUCCCGAAGACCUGUACACCAGUGCCUUCUACCGAGGUGCCGUCCUCAACAAUGUCGACGCCAACAAGCACUGGAGUCACAACUCCGACUCCAACUCUUAGUGGCAUGGCUCAGGGAUGCAGCAAAUUCCACAAGGUAGUGAAAGAUGAAGGCUGUCAAUCCAUCGCAGAUAACGCUGGUAUUUCUGAGACAGACUUUUUGUCCUGGAAUGACAUCGACGAUGACUGCACGAAUCUCAAAUAUGACUACUACGUCUGUAUUGGAAAACCUGCCUCGACCUCUGAGACAGCCACCAGCACUGGAAUCACCACCCCUAAGCCAACACAAACCGGCAUGGCCGAUGGGUGUGACAGAUUCCACAAGGUCGUCAAAGAUGAAGGCUGUCAAUCUAUCGCCGAUGAUAGCAAAAUUUCCCUGGAUGAUUUCCUGAGUUGGAAUCCGGAUGUUGGAGACACCUGCACAAAUCUUAAAUAUGACUUCUACGUCUGUGUUGGCAAACCUACCUCAACGUCUGGAUCCGCCACCAGCACUGGAAUCACCACCCCUAAGCCAACACAAACUGGCAUGGCCGAUGGGUGUGACAGAUUCCACAAGGUCGUCAAAGAUGAAGACUGUCAAUCUAUCGCCGAUGACAGCAAAAUUUCCCUGGAUGAUUUCCUGAGUUGGAAUCCGGAUGUUGGAGGCACCUGCACAAAUCUCAAGUAUGACUUCUAUGUUUGCGUGCACAGGAGUCCAUCCCUGGCUACCUCGACAAACGUAGCUCCAACCCUCACAACCACCACUGGGGGUACCACUCCAACUCCGACGCAGACUGGCAUGGUUGCGGGUUGUACUGCCUUCCAUAAAGUGGAGCAAGGUGAGUGGUGUCAGCUGAUUGCGGACGACAGUAAAAUCUCACUGAAGGAUUUGCUGGCGUGGAACCCGGAUGUUGGCAGUGACUGCACGAAUCUCAAGUAUGACUUCUAUGUCUGCGUGGGCAAGUAG
This is a messenger RNA of Penicillium arizonense, 1332 nucleotides long. RefSeq lists its product as uncharacterized. The transcript has a single exon. The record is from RefSeq and is a predicted model, not a curated record. Lineage: Eukaryota; Fungi; Ascomycota; Eurotiomycetes; Eurotiales; Aspergillaceae. Bases 1 to 1332 code for a protein of 443 amino acids.